Messenger RNA from Spizellomyces punctatus DAOM BR117, 1201 nucleotides. RefSeq lists its product as uncharacterized. Bases 7 to 1113 code for a protein of 368 amino acids. The transcript has 7 exons. Gene Ontology annotation, cellular component: tRNA-intron endonuclease complex. NCBI's taxonomy places the organism in Eukaryota, Fungi, Chytridiomycota, Chytridiomycetes, Spizellomycetales, Spizellomycetaceae. The record is from RefSeq and is a predicted model, not a curated record. Gene Ontology annotation, biological process: tRNA-type intron splice site recognition and cleavage.
GCUGAGAUGGUGCCAAGCUGUUGCCGUUGCCGUGGCAACAGUGACGAGCCGAUGACAUCGAUCGCGGAGUGCUUCAGAGUUCUCGAUAGUCGUCGACCUGGUACAGCUAGAUUUCAACGGACAGUAUCGAAAGGCUCACCGACCCAUCUGGAUAAAGCGGCGGACAUGGAACUGGAAGAGGAGACGGAGGCAGAAGGCAUUGAUUAUCGGUGUUUGCUGCGUGGCAACCAGACAGCACUGGUACGAGGUACAAAGGACUUUGCACCAGACGGAUCUGAACGGCAGAAUAGCGCUUUGGUGGAGUCCCGCAACGCACUAUAUCAAGUUUUACGAGAGGAACGGAGAGCAUCCAAGAGAACCCUUAGCGAAGCAAUAUGGCACCACCACUCCAAAACCGCUGAGGUGACGCUUCACCGGGGCACGCACUUCCAGGUUAUAGGGACUACCGUCGACAAAACACUCCGCUUGUUACCAGAGGAAGCUCUCUUCAUGCUUGAGCGAAACGCCUUGACGCUCCGGUAUCUUGGUGGAAUAGUAUCGGUGCAACAUGGCUAUAAUCUCUUGUUGGAUGACGCCGGAAUGAGUAUGAACGUGUAUCAGAUAUAUGCAUACCUUAAACGACUUGGAUACAUCGUGCUCCGAAGUCGGCCAAAACCCACUGUACCCCAAUAUCACAGCCCCGUGAUGGCAGUCGUACAAUAUGCCAGAGACUUUAUCAUCAGAUGGAUGCGAUGGCUAUUUGGCCAUUGGCUAUCGCCUACUUGGCCAUUAGUGAAACUAAGAACUUGUCGACUUGCUGGUGACAUCUACAAGCAACUUCAAGUAGUGCCUCGCGUUUCCAUUUCCAGUGUGUCACGUCCAGUAUCAACAAGCACACUACCGUUUAUCGUAUUCGAUGUUUACAAACCACGGACCGGCUUUCGCAAGUCGAAUCCCGGGCCUCCGAACUUUCGAGUGGUGGCGCAACGUGCUUCAGAUGGUCUGCCAGAUUAUAAUCUGUUACGCAACCUUUUUGAUCACACGGAAGAGGGUGUGCAACUCAAAGUUGGGAUAGUUGACGGUGGCAAUGUAUCAUUUCUUUCUCUCUAUGAACCAAAGCCAUCACCUUUUUAGCUUACUACAUACAUAUGCUUAUGCAUUUUAAUUACAAUAUGACGAUAUACUCAAUUAUGGUGACAUGCGAGAGUCGCUAGGUUUUCUC